Molecule: messenger RNA, 1587 nt
Organism: Psilocybe cubensis
Lineage: Eukaryota; Fungi; Basidiomycota; Agaricomycetes; Agaricales; Agrocybaceae
Exons: 4
Coding region: 1-1587 (528 amino acids)
Molecular function (GO): protein binding
Source: RefSeq, a predicted model, not a curated record
AUGCACUUUGUGGACUUACCUCCAGAAAUAUGGCACGAGAUAGCUCAGUACCUAUCACCCUCCGCUCUGCAGCACGUACGUGGCGUCAACCGAUACCUCUUCGACCUGGCCAUGGACGCGAGAUACCGCGAUGUGAGGAUUUGGGAGCUGGAUGAUUAUGCUGUCCACGUUCUCGAUGCACUCCAGGAUGUGCGCAAUGCGCAACGCGUCCGUCGCCUGUUGAUAUGCUCGGAUGCGUUUGAGGAAGGUACUCCGUCUUUAGGUUUGAAAGUCAAUUCGGCAAAGGGGCGGUCAAUGCGGUCUACCAUUAUCAACGCUAUGCGAUUGCAACGUCACGCAAAAGAACGUAUUCUAUCACCCCCAAAGUCUGUGCAAGUUGACAGUCACAGUACUAGUAGUACACUAGGCGUAUCUCCCGUCGAAGCUAGAGAGAAGCUUGCGGUUAUCGUGCCGUCCCUAACGAGUCUUACCCACUUCACAGUCGACUGGAGGCUAUACGACAAUGUCUCGGCGCCGUAUAUCGAUCGCAUAUGGACCCUUCACGGUUCUCGGCUUGUGCAUAUUGGAAUUCUAGCAACUACCACAAAAAUGCUGGCAAUGUUUCCUCUACCACCACCACCACUGGGAAACGUCAGAUCUCUGGACGUAGCUAUCCGCAACAAACAAUCAAUGUUGCGCGAGGAGCCACAAAUGGUACAAUCGCAACUUGCUCUAUCCUCAUUUGUGAAUUCUCUAUGUGGCACACUCGAAAAGCUUCAAGUGUCGUGUAUACCAAUGCACGAUCUUUCCUUCUUCUAUGACAAUUUACUCGGUCCUGGAGAUUUUCAGUUACUAUCUACGCUAAACCUGAACGUGACGGCGCCUGUCCAUCUACAACCGCGGGAGUACCGCGCAACAGCAUUGUUACAGCGCAUGGGGCCGGCGAUACGCUCCCUCACGUUAUCGGUGUAUUCGGCCAUUGCACCGUUAGCAUCGUACCAAUUCACAUUUUCGCAUUUGUACCUUGAGAAUCUUGAUUCGUUGACUGUUGCAGCUGAUGUAAUGGCUUUUUCAUGGGAUCAUACGCUGGACUUUUUGAACCGCCAUUCAUCAACGCUUCGGUCGCUGGUCAUCGAUGGUCCCAUAGCUUUAGAGGAGCUCAUCAAGUUAUUGACCGUUGUUAAUCAUAGGACGGGGAAGAGCAAUCUCGCGAAGCUUUCGUUGGCUGUUUAUCAGGUCAACGCGGAGUUCUUUGCGAUACUGGCGUAUGAAUUGUAUCGUCUCGAAAGUCUAUGCCUCCGUAUCAGAAUGAUUACAUCCACUACGACACGGUCGAUCACUCCAAGUCAGUUCUUCCCCAAAGACAUAGGAGGUGAAAAUGAGCACCCUUUUAUUCAGGAGAUGAAACUGCUCAAGGCUCCCUUUGCAGACUGGACUCUGAACGACAUCACCAUCAUCCGCCGAUCAUGUUGCGGGGAGAUUGUCCUAUGGGGUCUUCUCCGUCUUUGCGCGGAGUGUAUUCCCUCUAUACGCAGUUUUGAUGGGAAUGGGCAUUCCUGGUUGAAUAUUGAAUGCCCAUGGCAUUGCCCGUUGACCGUGUCCCUCUGA